AUGCAGCCGCCGGUGCCUGGGCCCCUGGCCCUGCUGGACAACACAGAAGGGUUUGCCAGAAGAAAGACCUCACUUUGGUUUGUGGGGUUGCUGCUGGUGGCGUCCGUCUGUAUCCUGACCAUCGGCCUCGCUGCCACCACCAGGACAGAGAACGUGACCGUGGGGGGAUACUACCCAGGGGUCAUUCUGGGCUUUGGAGCUUUCUUAGGGAUUAUCGGCAUCAACCUGGUGGAGAACCGGAGGCAGAUGCUGGUCGCGGCCAUCGUGUUCAUCAGCUUCGGCGUGGUGGCGGCCUUCUGUUGCGCCAUCGUGGACGGCGUGUUUGCUGCUCGGCACAUAGAGCCCAGGCCGCUGGCUGCGGGAAGAUGCCAGUUUUUCGCCAGUGAGGUGGGUUACGUGCACGACGCCUACCAGACAGAGGUCACCUGUCACUCCUUUAACGGCCAGUGCCCGCUGAAGGUGAAAAGCAGCACCUGUUACUGCUGUGACCUCUACAAUUGUCAGAGCGCUGAACCUUCUCCCACCUACUACGAGUUCGUGGGCGUGAGCAGCUGUCAGGACGUGCUUCACCUGUACCGGCUACUCUGGGCCUCAGCGGUGCUGAACGUCCUGGGUGUGUUCCUGGGCAUCCUCACAGCAGCUGUCCUGGGGGCCUUCAAGGACAUGGUCCCUCUGUCCCAGCUGGCCUACAGCCUCUCCGCUGCACCCCAGAUCCUCUGCAACCCUGCCCAGCAGGUCCUGGCCUACACGGGCUUCUGCCCGCCAUCUGCACCCCUCCCCACCUGCUCAUCCUACCCUCUGCCUCUGCAGCGCUCACCCCCAAGGACAGGCACCGCCCUGAGGCACCGGACACCGCCUUCCCAGAUGCCCAGGGGGCCACACGUGGCAGCAUUAUCUUCCCAGGAGCAUCGCCCACAUCUGCCCUUGGGUAUCCCCUCUGGUCCCCGCCAUGGGCAGAUGCCUCUAACUCCAGCCUCUGUGUUCCGAGUGACCCCUGGGGUGCGCAGCUCCUGA
Puma concolor (puma) is the source of this 1014-nucleotide messenger RNA. Lineage: Eukaryota; Metazoa; Chordata; Mammalia; Carnivora; Felidae. The record is from RefSeq and is a predicted model, not a curated record.